AUGGCAGACUAUCAGCAGUUAACGCUAGGGAAGCAGCACAAGUAUCCGAUGUGGUCACAGUGUAGAAUUAAAGACUUAGGAUUGGAAAAUCCCGAGAAAACAUCUUUCUCAAUCGCUAUUCCUUCCGGAGAGACCUUUCAUUGUCUAGAUGUAAUCCUUGGAAUGGAUUGGUUGGGUAGAUAUGAGGCAGUAAUAGAUUGUGAGGGGCAAUCUAUAACGCUAAGCGGACCCCGAGGAGAAAAAGUUAAAUAUAGAAAGCUUCCCAAGGACCCAAGUGUAAGUAAAGUGGAGGUGCGGAAGGUUCGAAUUGAUGAUAUACCUGUAGUCCGUGACUUUAAGGAUGUAUUUUCAGAAGAACUUUCAGGCAUGCCACCGAAAAGAGACGUGGACUUUUCAAUUGAUUUGGUGCUUGGGACAGAGCCAAUUUCAAAAGCCCUUUAUCGUAUGGCUCCAAAGGAAAUGGAAGAAUUGAAGGUGCAAUUGGAGGAGUUGUUAGAAAAGAGUCGUGAAGAGCAUCAAGAACAUUUAAGGGUAGUCUUGCAAAUUCUUCGAGAAAAUGAAUUACAUGCUAGGUUUUCAAAGUGCGAAUUCUGGUUAGAACAGGUGGCUUUUCUAGGUCACCUUGUUUCUAAAGAGGGGAUCUUUGUUGAUCCGGCAAAGAUAGAAGCAGUCCGAGACUGGCCUACACCCCGAAAUGUUACGGAUAUUCGAAGUUUCUUAGGUUUGGCAGGAAAAUCGAGGCACUCAGUCUCAGCAUUAAUAACCUCUGAGGAGUUGUGUAAGGAGUUCGAGAGAAUGAGCUUAAAGAUAAUCCAAGAAGGGGAGUUGGAAGCCAAGUUGAGUGCAUUGUCCAUUCAACCUACAUUUUUUGAAGAGAUUAUGGUCAAGAGUGAGCAUAAGAGACCUGCCGGAUUAUUACAACCUCUAGAAAUUCCGGUAUGGAAGUGGGACGACAUUUUUAUGGACUUUGUGUUGGGUUUGCCUCGAACAAGAGCUGGUAAUGAUACUCUUUGGGUUAUCGUGGACAGACUUACUAAGUCGGCAAGGUUUAUUCCAAUGAAUUGUAAGUGGGAUAUGGAACAACUUGCUUGUGCUUAUAUUAAGUACGUGAUUCGUUAUCAUGGAAUACCUCAUACUAUUGUUUCUGAUCAGGAUACUCAAUAUUUGUCACAUUUCUGGAAAUCAUUACAACAAGCGUCAGGGACCACCCUUCUUCAUAGUACGUCCUUCCACCCAAUGACCGAUGGUCCUUAUGACAUUGUGAAGAAAGUAGGGAAGUUAGCCUAUCGGUUAGCAUUGCCUAAUGCUCUAGGUAAGCAUGUCCGGAUAUUGGAUAAGAAGGUCCGUAGUACUCGUCGGAAGGAUAUCACCGUGGUUAAAGUAUUAUGGUCCAAUCACCGCUCACAAGAGGCAACCUGGGAGACGGAAGACUCCAUGCGAGAGCAGUAUCAUCACCUUUUCUCUCAGGAAGUCGAUUCGUGA
Messenger RNA from Amaranthus tricolor (Joseph's coat), 1482 nucleotides. RefSeq lists its product as uncharacterized. The coding region runs from base 1 to 1482 and encodes 493 amino acids. The record is from RefSeq and is a predicted model, not a curated record. NCBI's taxonomy places the organism in Eukaryota, Viridiplantae, Streptophyta, Magnoliopsida, Caryophyllales, Amaranthaceae. Gene Ontology annotation, molecular function: nucleic acid binding. The transcript has 10 exons. Gene Ontology annotation, biological process: DNA integration.